This is a messenger RNA of Acomys russatus (golden spiny mouse), 2176 nucleotides long. RefSeq names its product LRAT domain containing 2 (gene Lratd2). The transcript has a single exon. The record is from RefSeq and is a predicted model, not a curated record. NCBI's taxonomy places the organism in Eukaryota, Metazoa, Chordata, Mammalia, Rodentia, Muridae. Bases 187 to 1122 code for a protein of 311 amino acids.
UGCUCGGCCCCCACCGGUUCUUUUUCCAGAAACAAACAUCUUUUUCUAGAGUGGCACCUACACACAUCUACUUGUUUUCUCUCUCAACAGGUGGCUUUAGCCCCUGCCCGGGGACCAGUGCCAAUGACUCUGGUGGUGGUUUCGCUUUCACCUCUCGAAGUCGCGUGAACGAGUGUCCACAGCGUAAUGGGCAAUCAGGUGGAGAAAUUGACCCACCUAAGUUACAAGGAAGUUCCCACUGCCGACCCUACCGGCGUGGACCGAGACGAUGGGCCCCGUAUCGGAGUCUCUUAUAUUUUCUCCAAUGACGACGAGGACGUGGAACCUCAGCCACCGCCCCAGGGGCCUGAUGGCGGAGCGCUGCCUGACUCGGGGGACCGACCUCCCCUGCCCACGCCGCAGCCUUAUGACCCGCGGCAGCAUGAGGUGGAAUGCUCUGUGUUUUAUCGUGACGAGUGCAUCUAUGAGAAAAGCUUCGCGCCGGGGUCGGCUGCGCUGAGCACCUACACACCCGAGAACCUGCUCAACAAGUGCAGUCCGGGCGACCUGGUGGAGUUUGUGUCACAGGCGCAGUAUCCGCAUUGGGCUGUCUACGUGGGCAAUUUCCAGGUGGUGCAUUUGCACCGACUGGAGGUGAGCAACAGCUUCCUUACAGAUGCGAGCCAAGGCCGACGCGGCCGCGUGGUCAACGAUCUGUAUCGCUACAAGCCACUGAGCCCUAGCGCUGUAGUGCGCAACGCGCUGGCCCACGUGGGCGCCAAGGAGCGCGAGCUCAGCUGGCGCAAUUCAGAGAGCUUUGCCGCCUGGUGCCGCUAUGGCAAACGCGAGUUCAAGAUCGGUGGCGAGCUGCGCAUCGGUAAGCAGCCCUACCGUUUGCAGAUUCAGCUCUCGGCUCAGCGCAGUCACACUCUGGAGUUCCAGAGCCUGGAGGACUUAAUCAUGGAGAAGCGGCGCAACGACCAAAUCGGACGCGCGGCGGUGCUACAGGAGCUCGCCACGCACCUGCACCCGGCUGAGCCUGAUGAGGGCGACAGCGAAGCGGCUCGGACUACACCGUCUCCCCUACGCCUCCCUGCAAGGGGCUCAGAGGAGGAAGAGGAUGGAGACUCCGCGGUGCACUGAUACUUGACCUGGGCCCAGAGCUGCAAAAGGGAGCUGUUUGCAGCUGCCGCACCCCCCACCCCUUCCUCUCUUCACGUGGGCCCCAUUUGGUAUUCCUGGGCCUUUUUGAAAAUGCAGAGUUUGCAGAGUUGGUGGAAUGUGAGGCCGGCUUUGGAUGGGGGAGGAGGAAGGGGACUGUGGGAGCAGGUAGAAACAUUUUGGCUGGUGGGUGACCGUGAGGAGCAUUUUCUUCCUGUCCUCUCAGUCUGCCUUCCUUUCUGAGGUGAGAUUAAUUGUGAACUUGCUUAGAGCUUCAACCCUGACAGAUUUGGGAGCAAAUUCAACCCUUCAUAUACUAGCAGGCUUGGGGAAAAUCUCAGAACACAUAAGCACAGCCUUUAGCCUCGGAGGCCCAACCUACUCUUAUCUUGGAGGAUGCAGGGUACAAAGGCCAGUGGGGAUUGGGGAGGAGCCGCUGUGGUCUGCUGGGAUAGCUGCUUAUGAACUUCCCCCACUGAGCUGUGUUUGGGAUCCUAAAGUCUGAAAUGAUUUGUUUUAUGAGAUUCCAGGGGCACCGGACUGCUGAAACCACAAGAUCUGGGAGCAGCAGACCGAAGCCAAACAGCCCUGUAUUAAGUGCAACAAAUACUUGAGCAAACUCAGGCUACAGGCUACAAAUAGAUUUUACUACCUCCCUCCUCCCACCCCCAAGAACCUCCUCUUGGGAAGCUGGCUCUAAGUGGAGUCUUUGGCUCCCAACUUCUUCCCAGUUACAAGUAAAUCAUUGUCAAGGGCCAGCCAGGGAAUUCUGCUGCCACUGUUUUUGGCCUGCUGUUGUGGACUCUUAGAGGUCUGGUGGUGUUAUCAAGGGAGGCAAUAGCCUUUUGUGUCUCUGAUCUAAUUAAACCUGCUUGGCGCGUUCAUCUGCAGGUCACAGAUGGGGUUGGCUUGUUCCACCCCAUAAAGUAUCCUCUAGGGAAUCAGCCAGCGAUGCCCUGGCCAGAAUUAAAUCUCUCCUUAUCCCCUUAGUGAAUGGUGAAAGUAAUCCUUUAAAAACAAAGCCGGACCCAGGGUU